GAAGCGGGGAGCCCGGCGGGGGGGUGGGGGGAGCUGAAGACCUGCGGCCUCGGCCCCUCCAAAGAGCCGGGAGAUGACGGGAAAAGCGGGGGAAGCGCUGAGCAAGCCUAAAUGCGAGACAGUGGCCAAGAAUACCUCGGGGGGCGCUCCGGCCAGGUGCACUGGGUUCGGCAUUCAGGAGAUCCUGGGCUUGAACAAGGAGCCCCCCAGCUCCCAUCCACGGGCUGCCCUCGACGGCCUGGCCUCCGGGCACUUGCUGGCAGCGCGCUCCGUGCUCAGCCCCGCAGGAGUGGGCAGCAUGGGGCUGCUGGGGCCCGGGGGGCUCCCGGGCUUCUACGCGCAGCCCACCUUCCUGGAAGUGCUGUCCGACCCUCAGAGCGUCCACUUGCAGCCGCUGGGCAGAGCGUCAGGGCCGCUGGACACCAGCCAGACGGCCAGCUCCGAUUCUGAAGAUGUUUCCUCCAGCGACCGAAAAAUGUCCAAAUCAGCUUUAAACCAGACCAAGAAACGGAAGAAGCGGCGACACAGGACAAUCUUUACGUCCUACCAGCUGGAGGAGCUGGAGAAGGCAUUCAACGAGGCCCACUACCCAGACGUCUAUGCCCGGGAGAUGCUGGCCAUGAAAACGGAGCUGCCGGAGGACAGGAUACAGGUCUGGUUCCAGAACCGCAGAGCCAAGUGGAGGAAGCGAGAGAAGUGCUGGGGCCGGAGCAGCGUCAUGGCAGAGUAUGGGCUGUAUGGGGCCAUGGUGCGGCACUCCAUCCCCCUGCCAGAGUCCAUCCUCAAGUCGGCCAAGGAUGGCAUCAUGGACUCCUGUGCCCCAUGGCUGCUGGUUCAAGAUGGCUUUCCCAGGCGCUUUUCUAAACCCGAAUACCAACACUUCUUUUUAGGAAUGCACAAAAAGUCGCUGGAGGCAGCAGCCGAGUCGGGGAGGAAGCCCGAGGUGGAGCGCCAGGCCCUGCCCAAGCUGGAUAAGAUGGAGCAGGAGGAGCGGGGCCCCGACCCCCCGGCAGCCAUGUCCCAGGAGGAACUGAGGGAGAACAGCAUUGCGGCGCUCCGCGCCAGAGCUCAGGAGCACAGCACCAAAGUGCUGGGGACUGUGUCCGGGCCCAACAGCCUGGCCCGGAAUGCCGAGGAGCCUGAGGAAGAGGAGGCCAUGGACGAAGACCGGCCAGUGGAGAAGCUGAGUCCGCGGCAGCUUGAGGACGUGGCUUAGGUCAGGGGGCGCUGCCGCUGGAGCCCCAGGACUCUGCUCUUCUCGGGACCUGUGUGCUGGGAGGUGUUCUCCGAGGCAGGGCCCAGCCUGGCCUUUGCCACCCUCCCCUGCCCCGUAGGCCCGUCACGUCCCCCCGGGUGAUUUCAGACACAACUCAGUUCUGGCCAAGGCUAUGCUGAGACAUCCCCUACCUAGUCUUGACCUCGCCAUCCUCCUCCUCAUCCCAACUGCCUCAGAAGCCUUUUCGCUGCCCCAAACCACCCCCUCGAGCCGCUCUCACUCCUUGGCGACUCUCCCUGUCCACAUCCAUCCAUCACUCUGUUCUCUUGCUCUAGGGCCCUCUUCCCAGCUCUAUCCCCUGUGCAUUCUGCUCCCCCAGGCCCAAGCCCUUCGCCUGCCACGGCCCUGGCAGGGAUUGAGGACCUGCACUUUAGGGCCCUGUCCUGAGCACCCCAGUCCUCAGCCAAAUUCUGCUCCCCUCAGCCUGUUCCUGCCCCGGGCCCGGGCCUUCACCAUGUGAAUGUACCACCAUGCAGGCCCAGGUACAGCCUCUGCUCCGCCCCAUCAGUGGGUCCCGGAGUCCAGAUUAAACUUGGGAAGUCUCAGCCUGGGCCCCUCGGCCACCCUCCAUCCAUGCCCUCCGUGGUCACCCUCAGGAGCCCGUCCUCUCCACACCCAGACUGCCCCACCAUUCCUCCCAGCACAGGUGCCAGCCACACAUGUGACCGCGUACAAUACCUGGAGUGAGUCCAGGGCCCGUGCCCUGCCGCCAGGGGGCACUUCUCACCAAUGAGGUGGCUCUAUGCACUGUUGGGGAGGCCAGAUCCUCUCCAGGGUCCUUGGGGCUGUGUUCUGAAGCAUCCUGACUCCCCGUUAUGCUUGCUGCCUGUGACCCCGACUUGCUGUGCAAGGCACCCUUCCCCUAGAGCGGGGGUUCUUGACCUUCCUCAUGCUGCGACCCUUUAAUACAGUUCAUGUUGUGGUGGCCCCCAACCAUAG
Molecule: messenger RNA, 2215 nt
Organism: Molossus molossus (Pallas's mastiff bat)
Lineage: Eukaryota; Metazoa; Chordata; Mammalia; Chiroptera; Molossidae
Gene: VSX2
Product: visual system homeobox 2
Exons: 5
Coding region: 74-1216 (380 amino acids)
Biological process (GO): regulation of transcription by RNA polymerase II
Cellular component (GO): nucleus
Molecular function (GO): DNA-binding transcription factor activity, RNA polymerase II-specific; sequence-specific double-stranded DNA binding
Source: RefSeq, a predicted model, not a curated record